GCUAGGCAUCCUGGUGUCCCCGAGUGGUUCCCCCUAAGCUUCUUCUCCCUCUCUGUCCGGGACUCAGGGUCGCCACUGCCCCUUCUCCGGGCCCUCUCCAAGCCCUGCCCAGGCCGAGCCAGGCGCGGCCCCUACCCUCUGACCCCGCGUUGCACAAUGCCCGAUCAAAGUCCCGGGGCGUGUGAACCACAGCGUCCCUGCCCCUGGGCGGGGGUGGGCGGCAGCCGCGCGGGGAGCCGAGGCGGCGGCGGCAGCCGGCCCAGUACACCGGCCCCGGUCCCGCGAGUCCCCGCGAGCUGCCGCCUCAGACCCCAGCUCUGCUCGGCCCCGCCGCCCGCCGCUCCCCUCGCAGGCCGCCGCCGCCGCCGCCGCCAUGGCGGAAGUUCAUAGACGUCAGCAGGCCCGGGUUAAAGGAGAAGACCCCGCGAAAUCCUCCACACACAGACAUGAGGAGGAGCUGGGGAUGGCGUCGGCCGAAACGCUGACCGUGUUCCUGAAACUGCUGGCCGCUGGCUUUUACGGCGUGAGCUCCUUCCUCAUCGUAGUGGUCAACAAGAGCGUGCUCACCAACUACAGAUUUCCCUCCUCACUAUGUGUUGGACUUGGCCAGAUGGUGGCCACAGUGGCAGUACUCUGGGUUGGAAAGGCACUCAGAGUAGUCAAGUUUCCUGACUUUGACAGAAAUGUACCUCGAAAGACGUUUCCACUACCUCUACUAUAUUUUGGGAACCAAAUCACGGGACUGUUCAGCACAAAGAAACUGAACUUGCCAAUGUUUACAGUUCUGAGAAGGUUCUCCAUCCUGUUUACAAUGUUUGCUGAAGGACUUUUACUCAAGAAGACUUUUUCUUGGGGUAUUAAGAUGACUGUAUUUGCAAUGAUUAUUGGAGCCUUUGUAGCUGCCAGCUCUGACUUGGCAUUCGAUCUGGAAGGAUAUGUUUUUAUUCUGAUAAAUGAUGUCCUGACAGCAGCAAAUGGUGCCUACGUAAAACAAAAAUUAGAUUCAAAAGAGCUGGGAAAAUAUGGUCUGCUCUAUUACAAUGCACUGUUCAUGAUUCUGCCCACCCUAGCCAUUGCAUAUUUUACGGGAGAUGCGCAAAAGGCAAUGGAUUUUGAAGGCUGGGCCGACACCCUCUUUCUUCUGCAGUUCACCCUCUCUUGUGUGAUGGGAUUUAUCUUGAUGUAUGCCACAGUACUCUGCACUCAGUAUAAUUCUGCUCUUACAACUACAAUAGUUGGCUGUAUUAAGAAUAUAUUAGUAACUUAUAUCGGGAUGGUCUUUGGUGGAGAUUACAUUUUCACAUGGACAAACUUCAUUGGCUUAAAUAUCAGCAUUGCUGGGAGCCUGGUGUAUUCCUACAUCACUUUCUCUGAAGAGCAGCUGAGCAAACAGUCAGAGGCCAGUAACAAGCUGGACAUUAAGGGGAAAGGAGCAGUAUGACCAGAGGAUUGCAUCAGCUACAUAGGCCCAAGUUUUUGAUCAGCUCGGAACACUGGCAGUUCUUAUACAGAUUCUGAGGUGUCUUGAUUAUGGAGAAAAUACCAUUCCUUUGCACUUGUACAAUCUGAGGAUUGAUUGCCGCCUUUUAAAAUUUUGUGAAAGAGACUUAUAAUUGACUCUUUUAAAUAUGCCAUUUGAAUUAAUUUAUAUCAGACUGGAAACUGUACUGGGCUUUUUAAUUUAUUUUUCUUCUAUGCCAACAGUGAAACGUCAAUGUUCUGAAAAUAUUUUAUUCCAUAGUUUGAUAUCCAGGUGUCCCUGAGAGCUGCGUAUAUGAAGUGCUUCACCUGGAGCCUCAUCAUUCACAUCGUUGCUGCGUCUGGAGGCACUUGAGCCUUCCUUCUGCUGGAAAUGCAGCCAAGGAUCUUAAAUUUCUCUUCUUUGAAUUUUCUUUCUUAACAAUUGCAUUUUCUUCAUAAGGAUGUCAUCACUCCUUUUGCCAAAGAUGACAUCUUUGGCGCUAAAGAAAUGUGUGCGGCUUUGAAGUGUAUUGGUUUCCACGCUGGCUUCCCUAAGAACUCAUGGGAUGAACAGAGUGCUUUCCUUGAAAAUAUCCUGUUCCCUCUUUGUUGUGUAGGAUGAGGAUAAUGAAGGGACGGAGGAAGUAGGCCUUUUCUUCAUUUAUUCGUCUGUCUCUGAUUCAUUCAUUCGACUAAAAUGUAUUGAGUAUGUAGUUAUGUGCCAGGCAUUGUGCUAAGUGCUGGGGGUAAAGGGAUAUUUUGGAGGUAGUUGCCUUGAUCUCACUCCUGCUAUAGUGACCAAGGGUUAGACAGAGGACUUAGCUCUGUUGAUUUAUUUAGAAGAUGUUGUGACUAUGAACAAGUCAUGGAAAUUUUUUCAGCUCUCAGAAACUGCAGAUCUGUAAGCAGGGUUGGAAGCACCUGUCUACCAGCCCCACGGCGAUGCGAAACCACAUGCUACAGUGUAUGUCACAUGUAUGUGAAAAGCUGCAAUUGUAAACCAUGCAACUCAGCCUUUCUUCUCUGAGUGAGAGUGGCAUGCAGGGAAGGGGACCAUCAUGUUUCCCCAUGCUUCCCACCUCUGGGUUUGGUUGCUGCUCUUUUUACUCAUCCUUGAAUCAAUAUGUCUACAUCUUAUAUUUUUGAGUGUAUGGUUUGAGGAGAAAGGCUGGUUAGAUGUUUCUCCAUUGUCGAUGCUUGGACUGUCUCUGGCAGUGUCAGUGUUGGAGCCAUCACCUUCCUUUCCACUUGAGUGGCACGAGCAUACCUAUUUCCUUUGGACGCUCCCACCUACAUCCCACCUCCCUUGGUCACUUGAUGGGCAUGCCCGCUUCUCUCAAGACCGGCGCUGCAUCCUGGAGAGCAGCUGUGGAUGGGCAUAUGCCUAAAUUGCCUCUUUGGGUGGGUCAGGUGUUAACUCGAACACAGUAGUGUGACUUGGCUUAGAGACAUCCAUUGACUUUGGAGAUGAGUGUUUGCUCAGGCCAGCUGUGCAAUCAUUGUGUAAGAGGCUGGGUACCUUUGUGUUGGUGUACACUCUGGCUUCCAUUUCAUUAGGUUUGCAAUCUACUGGCCUUUGUUGACCUAAACAGUUAGUAUUUUGGGGCCUCAACAGGGGACCUGGAAGGUUUUGAUUUCUUUUUAUUUUUGAAAAAGUAUUAUAUUGAGGUCAUUUCACGUUCAUAUCUUUCCCUUAUUUUGUCUUUAUUGAAGCCUGGCCGGUGGUGCUGGGUCCCUAGAAUUAGCCUCAUGGCCAACUCCUAAGUUACAAGCUCCAGGUAAGGGGUCCUAAGGCUCACUUUUUUCCAGUAUUAUGUGAGCUGAGAAAAUUCAAGUGGGAGAAUAGGAUAUUAUCUUGUACAAGAUAUCUUGUUGUCCCUGUUUUAUUGAUAAGAAAGCAAGACUCAGAGAAAGUUAGGUGACUUGCUAGUAAGUCACAAUUCCUGUUUUUUCCACUGAACCAUGCUGCCAAUGAUAACCUCCCUUCUCCUCUGAGGGAGUGAGGAAAUGGGGCUGCCAGCUAAGCUAGCUUGAGCUCUUUCAGGGAGGCAAUCUGUUGAUUGAAUUUGGAGUCAGAGAGGAAUAGGCUUUGUGAAUCAGGGAGAAUGAUGGGUCAGUCUACAUGCCUGAGCUUCUGUCUCACUUCCAGGCUGGCCUCGGUUGAUAUGCACUUCUGGCUGUGAAUGUUGCUGCCACUGCCUGGUUUUGCCACUGGGGACAGUGGGAAGUCGUGGGAGCUAAUUUUAGCAGUUCUGUUCCUUCUUCUGUCAGCCACAUGGAGGAGGGGACUCUAAUGUUAGAAAUACUUUGUGUGCAUUUAGAGGUGUUGGACUAAAACCCCACCAGGGGUUGAACUGCUUCUUGGAUAUCAGGUUCCCUUGAAGAUCUGUCAUCUCUCCAGGUUUAUUUGAGGAAAUCAUGAAUGGUUAUAACUUCACUAGAUGCACAUGACCUCAGGGCUCCUGGCCUAUGCUGAACUUUCUGGAUGCUUAGAAGCAGUAGAGUAGUUUACAGCUUCUGCUCUGUCCAUGUUGAUUGCUGGAUGCCCCCUUCAACUGCCACCAACAUUUCAAGAUAAGAGAAAGAAGCCUGGAGAAGUUGGAGAUUGAAUAGACUGGCCAACCAGUUUUGAAGUUUGUUUUCAAUUACGUGCAGGCUUGGUUAUGGCACACACAAAGAGAUUUACCUGGUAUUCCAGCAUCUUAUAAGGCAAAAGUUCUUUGACCUGUUAACUACCUCUUGGAAGAAAGAGACAGUAUAGAGUUAAAUGCUUAAAUUUGCCCUUUGAGACAGAUGAGCUGUGGUGAGAAUUUUGAAAGCACAUUAGUGACUAGUGGCUCCUCUUCCUGAGUCAGUGACAGUGAUGUUGUCUUUGGCCAGUCUGUUUUUAAGGCAGUGCCAGAUUGAUUUGAAUAACCCUGGUUGGCCAGGGUACACAUUGCUAACAUGUCAGGUGAUUUUUAAUACCCUUAUAUGGCAGUUGGCUGUAUGAGUCAGUCAUUUGUAGGAUCCAACUUGCACGUAGGUUAAGAAAGAAAAGUAUGUUUGCAAGUUUGUUGUUUGUAGCCCUAGUGUAUCAGGAAUGCAUGGUAAGUUCACAUCAGUAACGCUGAUGUAGGAUCUUCGUGGAAAGAAUAGUAGAAUUUCACUUUUGACUGGUUUGGGAAGGAACCCAGGAUUUGGGGAGGGCCUGCCUUUGCUUUCAUUAUUAUGGCGUCAUUCAGUGAGCAAAGAUUGACUGUUUAAUUCCAGGCAUUAUGCUAAGCUCUGGGGCAUCUGAGGUGAAGAGGGCAGGGUUCUUGUUCUCAAGGAAUGUAUAAUUCUUUAGCCAGACCCCGAUUGAGAUGAAAGGAGUCCGUGAUUUAUGAGUAAAAGCUGCCUGCACAGUUGUCAGCACUGCUGAUCAGGGGUGUCCCACCCACUGCGCUGAAUGAAGCACUUUUUUAAUCUAAGAGGAGUUAUAACUCCUACUAGUCCCCCAGCUCUGAGAUGCGUGCCAGGCCAUUAGACUUCUGUGACUAGCCUGGGUCCCUCCUCCCUCUCGUGCGUGCAUUCUUGCUUCCUCAGAGCUACAGCUGUGUACUACUGGUCCUCCUUGUGAAUGAGGCUGUAAUUGAUUUUUCCCUCCCUGAGGGGAAAAAAAGAUACUCAGAAUAAAUGAGAUAACAGAUGCAAACUACUCAGCACAACGCCUCCUACAUAUUAGGCACUCAGCACAUGUUGUUAUUGUCAUUAUUUCAUGGUAAGACUAUAGGCAAAGAUUAAGAUUCUUAAUUUGUGCUCCUUAAAAUGCUAGAGGCUGGGCAGUGUAUUUCUUUUAAAAUGUGACCCUAUACUUUCUUGCCUCUAGAAUGCUUAGUUUCAAAGAACAGUUUCUGCUCACGGUUAAAGAAUGGUUUCUGCUCACGGCCGUCUUUUAUUAAAUACCUACUGGAUAUAAUUGUGGAUAUUGUGUGAUGCAGGUGAAUCCAUCUGUUUAAAAAAAAAUAAAAUUACUUUCGUAUUUUGGUAAAUUAAAAACAAAAAAAAGAAAGAAAAAUUAUUUUCUACCUGAGAGGAAGAUAAUUAGACUUCAGAAUGGUGAUUCCGUUAAAACUUCCCCAGUUUGUCACCUUAAGGUAGCUCCUGUAUAGGUCAGACAUUCCUUCUUCCCUUCUCCGAAUUAAAUGCAUCAACUUCAUGCUGCCUCUGUGUCCAGGCUUUUGUCAGUUGGUGUUUGUGAACCUCUGGCACCAUUGCUGUUUUCUAAACCUACCUUCUAGUUCUUACUGUUAGGGUGCCACUUCAUCAUGGUAUGAGGAGGUAUUCUAUGGUGGGUUUUUUUUUAAGCUUGCUUUUUUGAAAAUACUUUUUAAAAAGAAAUCUACUGGUUAGAUUUUUUUGUCUCACAAAAAUGUUUUUAGAGAUUAUUUUGUUCAUAAAUGUUUCUUUCUCAUGCUGAUGAUCAACUGAGUUUGUCUACAAAUGUUGGCCUAUCACAGUAUUUUUUCAAUACAGAUUCUAUUUACCAAAUGACCAUUUUAGUGUUUUUAAAAGGUACCGAGGAUUGAGAUAUGUAAAUCAGGUGACAUAAUAUGAAAAUUAUGUGCCUAAAUAUUUUUGUAAAGGUGUCAAAUAAAUACUUUUUCUUCAACAC
Delphinapterus leucas (beluga whale) is the source of this 6097-nucleotide messenger RNA. RefSeq names its product solute carrier family 35 member D1 (gene SLC35D1). Lineage: Eukaryota; Metazoa; Chordata; Mammalia; Artiodactyla; Monodontidae. The record is from RefSeq and is a predicted model, not a curated record.